This is a messenger RNA of Postia placenta MAD-698-R-SB12, 870 nucleotides long. RefSeq lists its product as hypothetical. The coding region runs from base 1 to 870 and encodes 289 amino acids. The transcript has 5 exons. The record is from RefSeq and is a predicted model, not a curated record. Lineage: Eukaryota; Fungi; Basidiomycota; Agaricomycetes; Polyporales; Adustoporiaceae.
AUGGAUGACCAAUGCAAGGUGUGGUUUAUCACAGGCACGUCGACGGGUUUCGGCAAGAUAUUGGUGUCGCUGGUAUUAUCCCGCGGCGACCGUGUGGUCGCCACAGUUCGCAACUUGGAAGACUUCACGCUGACAGACGUAGAUCGUUCGCGACUUCACGUAAUGAUACUUGACGUCACCGAAUCGGAGGAUGAAGUCAAAGUCAAAGCACAGGAAGCCAUCGGAGUUUGGGGGCACGUAGAUUUUGUCGUCAAUAAUGCGGGCGUCACGCUACCUUGCGUGCUCGAAGAAGGGGGGUCGAAGGCGGCACUGGCACAAUUUCAAACGAAUGUGUUUGGGGUGAUGAAUGUGACCAAUGCAUUCCUUCCGCACAUGCGGGACAGGCGGUCUGGAACAAUUAUACAGAUGGGCAGCCGCUCCGUCUGGAAAGCAGACACUCGACUGCUGGGGAUGUAUGCAGCCUCCAAGGCAGCAGUACACGCGUACACGGAGACCCUAGCCGCAGAGCUCGUCGAAUUCGGAAUACGUGUUCUGCUAGUUGUUCCUGGGCUCUUUCGCACGGCCACCAGGACCGCCGACUUUGCCUACGAGCGGCUCCCCGCAUACGAUUCCCUGCGUGAUGGGGACGAAGCGAUGCUCCGCCAGGCAUGGAGGCACAUCACGGGAGACCCAAGGAAAGCUAUGGAACUCGUCGUGGAUGUUGUGCGUGGCGAGGGGAAGGCUGAGGGGAAGGACUUCCCCCUGUGGCUCAUCCUGGGCAGGGCAACGCACGCCCACCUUCGAGCACAUUGCGACACGCUGAGACGAUCUAUGGACACAUGGGUGGAUGUAGCAAGGGAUUUGGAUUUUGACGAGGCUGGUGACGCGUAA